GAAAUGAAAACACAUGCUUUGUAUAGCCCUUGGGUUAGCCCAGAUGGCGGAAUAGGUCCGGGUUCCGGGUACUAGGUUCGAUUCUCUUUAGAAAAAAAAAAAACACGUUAUUAGAAGUAUAUUCUACACUUUCAGAUCUGCGAACAUAUAUCAUACGCAUUGAUACACAACAAAUUGGGUAAAACGUUCAUUUUCUCCCUUCACUUCACACACGAUUUCAAUGAGAUAUUUUUAGAUACAUUUGUUUAUUGGUUUUAAACAGUUAAUAUCACAAAAAGAAAUUUGAUGACGCGACUUAAAAAUGUCAAAAAUACUCAGUCGACGUGUAGAAUGUGAAACAUGCUCAGUCGGCAUUAAACGACACAGCAGCCAGCCUGGGCCAUUUUAUAGUUAUAAAAAUCAAGAGGACCUAAUAGUAAAAGCCCAUUCCCAAAAAUCCGAUAAUUGCAGAGAAGAGAGCCUCUCUCUGUCUCCUCUCUCGCGCCCUGUGGUUGUGGACAGUGGAGCACAUACACCCGCGCCCACACCGUAAACCCAUUUCCGUCACUCUCUCUCCCUCGCUCUCUUCUGCAGAACAAGCACAAACCACCAUUUCCCAAACCCUAACCAGAACUCCAAGAUUCCUUCAAUGGCGAUCGCAUCUCCGUCCGCUCCAAGCUUCUCCGCCUCCUUCUGCCGUACUCGCACCGAGACACCCUCAACCUUCACUCGCAUCCCGUCCAUUUUCACUCACCGAGCCAAGCCUCGCCCACUCACUCGCCGACUCGCCCUCAGCGCUCGGUUCAACAAGUCCACUUCUUCCGAUGCCGGAGGCUCAGUCUCGCCGGACAACGGUGAGCCGGAAAACGGUGAACCGGACGACAGUGAACUUCAGUACGAGCUCUUUCACGGCUUAUCGCCCCAGCGUUGUCGGAAAGGAUCCCCGGUGUUCGUCACGCUACCUUUGGACACCGUCGGCCCACUGGGUCUGCUGCGAAGGCCCAGGGCUAUGGUUCAGUCGCUUAAGGCCCUCGCGGCGGCCGGAGUCGAAGGCGUGGUCAUGGAGGUGUGGUGGGGCCUGGUGGAGAGGGAUCAGCCUAUGCUUUACAAUUGGGAAGGCUACUUGGAGAUCGUCGCUUUGGCUCGACGCUGCGGAUUGAAGGUUCGUGCCGUCUUGGCGUUUCAUCAGUGUGGCACUGGGCCGGAGGACCCUCAUUGGAUUCCUCUUCCUCUGUGGGUACUUGACGAGAUUGAUAAAGAUCCAGAUUUAGCAUAUUCUGACAGAUUUGGAAGAAGAAAUAUGGAAUACGUUUCACUCGGGUGUGAUAUGCUUCCUGUUUUGCUGGGACGUUCACCUCUCCAAGCAUAUGCAGAUUUUAUGAGGAACUUCAGAGACACUUUUAGGCCUUUUCUUGGUGUUGUCAUAACACGCAUUCAAGUUGGGAUGGGUCCUGCUGGUGAAUUAAGAUACCCUUCUUGUCCUACCCAGAAACUAACAUGGGCUUGGCGAUCUCGUGAGCUUGGAGAGUUUCAGUGCUAUGACAAGUAUAUGCUUGCGUCUCUCAAUGCAUGUGCAAGAGCCAUUGGGAUGCCUGAAUGGGGAAAUGGGGGCCCUAUUGGUGCAGGCAAUUUGAUGCAGAAUCUUGAACAGACAGAUUUCUUCAAAAGUCAUCAUGGAUCCUGGACUACACCAUAUGGUAAUUUUUUUCUUGAAUGGUACUCAGGAAUGCUGCUUCUGCAUGGCGAAAGGAUAUGCAGGGAGGCUGAGACCAUUUUCCGGGGCACAGAAGCUAGUACGUCAGUAAAAGUAGCUGGGAUCCACUGGCAUUAUCGCACUCAGUCUCAUCCGUCAGAGAUAACAGCUGGCUAUUACAAUACUAGACUAAGAGAUGGAUAUUUACCAAUUGCUCGCAUGUUGGCUAAGUAUGGAUUUACUUUGUGCUGCUCAUGUUUUGAAUUGCAAGAUCUGGAAGAACAACGGAUGAAUCCAGUCGGUAGCCCAGAAGGCCUUCUCAGACAGCUGCUCUCAGCUGCUCGGGUGUGUGAUAUACCCCUAGAAGGUGAAACUUCUACAACCAGUUUGGACCAUCAAUCGUUUCAACAGGUGGUAAGGAUGUCAAAGUUUUACUCAUAUGGUCUAGAGAAGCCCUCUUUUUCGUUCAACUUUGUGAGGAUGGACAAGAAGAUGUUUGAAUAUCAUAACUGGAUUCGUUUCAAUCGUUUUGUGAGGCAAAUGUCUGAUGCCAAUGCUUUUCGAGCCAAGUUAGAGGUUGAUGCAAUGCCUGAUACACGUCGGUCUCCCACUUCCAUUUCGGACGUUGCAAAAUUUGGAAUGGGUUCAACAUAUUGUUAGGAAUCAAACAUUCCCUGCUUACACAGAGUUCAUAACAGGUGGUUAUAUUCUUACAUCCCCGUCGCCCAUUUGAUGUGAAUACGUACAUAACAUGAUUGCCUCUGAUCUACUACUGCUGUGAGAUGUGUAGUCGUAAGUAAUGCCUCGUUUUUUCUGUCGACGAUUCUCAUAAGCAUCUUCUUCUGCAGAGAGUUAUUACAAUGUGUUGUAAAUUUGUAAUACAUCAUCGCCUUCCUCAUAUUUUUAGAAUGGUUGGCUUAUCCUCAACUGUAGUUGUAAUUCAAAAAUUAAAAAUAAAAAACAUAUUAUCUUCU
Molecule: messenger RNA, 2646 nt
Organism: Prunus mume (Japanese apricot)
Lineage: Eukaryota; Viridiplantae; Streptophyta; Magnoliopsida; Rosales; Rosaceae
Product: beta-amylase 1, chloroplastic-like
Biological process (GO): polysaccharide catabolic process
Molecular function (GO): beta-amylase activity
Source: RefSeq, a predicted model, not a curated record